AAAAAUGAUGAAAUUGAAGCGAAGGGUUUUGAAGAUUUGGCGAAAAAAUGGGAGAAGAAGUGAAGGUGAUUGCUACCCCUCAAAGCUUCCCUUGUGCAAGGAUUGAGUGGGCAUUAAGGAUAAAGGGUGUGGAUUAUCAGUAUUUCAAAGAAGAUUUGACAAAUAAGAGUCCUUUGCUUCUUCAAUCUAACCCUGUCCACAAGAAAGUUCCAGUCUUUAUUCACAAUUCCAAACCAAUCGCUGAAUCACUUGUCAUCCUCGAAUACAUAGAUGAGACAUGGAAGAACAACCCUCUGCUACCCAUUGAUCCUUAUCAGAGAGCACAGGCUCGCUUCUGGGCCAGGUUUAUCGAUGAGAAGAUAUUGUAUGGUGUGUGGGGAGCAACUGUGGCUGAGGGAGAAGAGAAGGGAAAGGCUGUGGAGAGUGCAUUAGAGUCAUUGGCAUUUCUUGAGAAGGAAAUUGAAGGGAAGAAGUAUUUUGGAGGAGAGAAGAUUGGUUAUCUUGAUAUAGCAGCUGGGUGGUUGUCUUACUGGCUCAGUGUUCUGGAAGAGCUUGGAGAGAUGCAACUUUUGAAUGCAGAGAGAUUCCCUUCUCUUCAUCAAUGGACUCAAAACUUCAUUCAGACUUCACCUAUCAAAGAUUGCAUUCCAUCUAGAGAAAGUGUUGUUCAGUAUUUCAGCUUUGGAAUCAACUACACUCGUUCCUUGGCAUCCAAUAAAUCUUCAUAGUUCAUGCAUACUUUAUGAUUUGUUUAUGUUGUUAGUAUUCGAAAUUGGAAUUGAGUUUUUCUUUAUAUAUGGUGUGCUUAUGUUAUCGUAUGUAAUCGUGUGUCAUCGAUGCGUGAUAAGUUUUAUUUGUAGUGUGGUUUCAUGUAAUAGUGCAAUUGUUGGUAAUUUACUAUGGGUUUCUCUUUAUAGAAAGAAAGAACUUUUAUUUAUGUUUUUUCUUGGAA
Messenger RNA from Vigna unguiculata (cowpea), 952 nucleotides. Its product is annotated as putative glutathione S-transferase. Gene Ontology annotation, cellular component: cytoplasm. Lineage: Eukaryota; Viridiplantae; Streptophyta; Magnoliopsida; Fabales; Fabaceae. Gene Ontology annotation, molecular function: glutathione transferase activity. Gene Ontology annotation, biological process: glutathione metabolic process. The record is from RefSeq and is a predicted model, not a curated record.